AUGCUCAAUCCAGACCUAAUCUAAGAAUUCGAAGUGAAUGGAUACAACUUACCAAAAAUGGACAAAGCAUAAUGCAUCAAUCAAAUUAAAUACUUACUCUAAACUCAUCCAUUGGAUUUCGACUUUAUUGUAGCCAAUACGAAACUAACAACCAACUAGAUGAAUAUUCUGUAAUAAAAGACCCACAUUUCAACAAUCCUCAACUCUCCAAACGAUUAUAACAUUUCAAGUCCCCUUUUUGAUUUCAAACAAUUGAAUGAAUUACUUCCUAAUAAAAAUAGAUUGAAGAUUAAUGAAAUUAAGUCCAAAGUCGAAAACCUUCUCAACAGUAGUCACAUAGAUCCCCCACAGACGAUCAAAAAAAGAUGGUGGACAGAGGAGGAAGACCAACAACUCAAAGAUUUGGUGUCUUAAUAUGGUGCUAAAAAUUGGAAGAAAAUAGCAUCCUUUUUUUAAGACAGAACCGACGUACAAUGUUUGCAUCGUUGGCAAAAGGUUCUCAACCCAGAUUUAGUAAAGGGUCCUUGGACUCAAGAAGAGGAUGAGUUAUUAGGUAGAUUGGUGGUUGGCUACGGACCCAAGAAUUGGAGUCAAAUUGCCAAGCAUCUCCCAGGGAGGAUUGGGAAGCAAUGCAGAGAGAGAUUCCAUAAUCAUCUGGAUCCAAAGAUCAAUAAGGAGAGGUGGACCGACGAGGAGGACCAAACCAUAAUUGAGGCUCAUAAGAAACUAGGAAAUCGCUGGUCUCUGAUUGCUGGAUUAUUGAAAGGCAGAACAGAUAAUUCAAUUAAAAACCAUUGGAACAGCACAUUGAAGAGGAGACUCAAGAUGUAGAACCGAUGGGAAGACUUGCAGGUGUUGUAGAAUCAGGAUGACACCUAAAUCAAAGGAAUUCCUAGAAGACAUAUGCAAAGAAAAAUCAUCUAUUAAAAGACACCAGUGAAAAUGAUCAAACACGAUCCCGUGUCCAGAUAAUUGAAUUUUCAAACUCCAUAAUAAUCACCAUCAAAAUUGGAGUCACUUUCCAAGAGUUUAUUUAUUGUAUUCCCAAAUUUCAACUCAAAGCUGAUAAGUCUUUCAAGUGCAAUUCUUAUCAAAUAGUUGGGGGAGUUGGUUAAUUUUGAUCUUGAUUUCAAUAAAUAAUAUAGUUAUGAAUGAGUUUAUUAUUCAAUUAAAAUAAUAUUACAACAGAAUAUAAUA
Molecule: messenger RNA, 1197 nt
Organism: Paramecium tetraurelia
Lineage: Eukaryota; Ciliophora; Oligohymenophorea; Peniculida; Parameciidae
Exons: 4
Biological process (GO): regulation of DNA-templated transcription
Cellular component (GO): nucleus
Molecular function (GO): RNA polymerase II cis-regulatory region sequence-specific DNA binding; DNA-binding transcription factor activity, RNA polymerase II-specific
Source: RefSeq, a predicted model, not a curated record